ACUACACCAAUAAACAAUACAAGUCGCUCUCACCACCCCCUCCUCCCUCUCUCUCCCUCUCUCUCUCUCUCUCUCAAUACACAAACGCGCAGUUUUCUCUCUCUAACUGUGUUUUUUCUCUGCGAAAAAAUCCUGAAUUUCUCAUCAAUUUCAAUCUAUUUUCUUCCCGAAAUUAACAAAUACAUGUUCAGCAAUGCACGAUCUUUCAUUUAAAUGCAAUUUUGAGUUCUGAAACUCGAGCUUUCACCGUGUUUACACUGAAAAAAGGCAUUGAGUUGGAGGAACAGAAAUGCUUGAAGCGGUGGAGAGUUCCGUCAAUGGGGGUUUCGCACAAUUGCAGAGCUGUGGUGACAGUAGUGAGGAGGAGCUUUCUGUGCUUCCUCGUCACACCAAAGUGGUGGUGACUGGGAAUAACCGGACAAAGUCUGUUCUUGUGGGUCUCCAAGGCGUGGUCAAGAAGGCUGUUGGGUUAGGAGGGUGGCAUUGGCUGGUACUUACAAAUGGCAUAGAAGUGAAGCUGCAGAGGAAUGCCCUCAGUGUGAUUGAAGCUCCCACCGGCAAUGAGGAAGAAGAUGACCUUGAUUUUGAGAACAUGCAGUGGAAUGGAUCAGAUAUGGCAUCCGAUGACACCCAAAAGUCGCAUAGAUCAAGGCACAGAGUGCACAAAUCAUCGGGGUCUUCUCAUAAGACAAUGUGCAGAUCUCUUUCUUGUGACUCCCAAUCUAAAGGGUCUAUUUCUACACCUCGUGGGUCCACGACAUCUGCCUUGCAGAAAGUUGACCUAAGCAAACUGGAGAUGGCUGCUUUGUGGAGAUACUGGCGACACUUCAAUCUUGUGGAUGCUUUUCCUAAUCCAUCUAAAGAGCAGCUAGUAGAUGUUGUUCAGAGGCACUUCAUGUCGCAGCAAAUCGAUGAGUUACAGGUCAUUGUUGGGUUUGUUCAGGCGGCAAAGAGACUGAAGACAGUUUGCAAAUGACCUUGAGACAAUCAUUUCAGAUCGGAGACGUUCGAGUUUGAUUGUCAAUGCUAACAGAUACUUGGUACCUAAAAUGUCCACUUCCCCUGUAGUGAUAUCUGUAAAAUAUCUGUCCAGGCUAGAUAUGGUUGUUUAUGUUUAUGGAGUCGUCGGUUGGUAGGUUAGUGAUUAAUCUGUUUGAAUUAUAGAGGCUCUUACCUUUUUUGGUAGUGUGUAGUUAUGUAGAUAUAUGUAAAACUUAUGACAAAGACUUCUCAGAAGAAACGUAUUGCUUUUCAUUGAAGCUUGGUUGAAUGUAUUGCUGACAUCGGGAGGUGGGUCUUUUUUUUUAUUUAAAUGUAAAUAUUCUUAA
This is a messenger RNA of Ziziphus jujuba (common jujube), 1328 nucleotides long. RefSeq lists its product as uncharacterized. Gene Ontology annotation, molecular function: protein binding; transcription coregulator activity. The transcript is spliced from 6 exons. The coding region runs from base 290 to 976 and encodes 228 amino acids. The record is from RefSeq and is a predicted model, not a curated record. Lineage: Eukaryota; Viridiplantae; Streptophyta; Magnoliopsida; Rosales; Rhamnaceae. Gene Ontology annotation, biological process: regulation of DNA-templated transcription. Gene Ontology annotation, cellular component: histone deacetylase complex.